Messenger RNA from Drosophila biarmipes, 1194 nucleotides. RefSeq lists its product as uncharacterized. The transcript has 4 exons. Lineage: Eukaryota; Metazoa; Arthropoda; Insecta; Diptera; Drosophilidae. The coding region runs from base 78 to 1076 and encodes 332 amino acids. The record is from RefSeq and is a predicted model, not a curated record.
UAUAAAUUCAAGCAAAGCACAUAGCGCCGGCAUUUCUUGCCUCAGUUAGCAAACCGAAACUACUAAACUGCUCGCAAAUGCGCAAAUGGCACAUCGUAAUAUUAUUUUAUUUAGUGACACGUGGCCAAGGCCUUAAAAACAAUGAUUCGGCGGAGAAGAAAUUAUUUACGAAUUUCUUCAAGCAAAUCGAUUCUCUGUCAGAAGACCUAUUUGCACACCAAAAAUCCCUCUUUAUUCAACAUCAGCUAUGCACCAAUGGUUCGCUUCAAGAGGAGGGUGACUUUGCUUGCAUUCCCCUCAAUCAAUAUUAUACGACGGGAGAUGGGAAAAUAUCCUUGAUGCUGAAUUGCACAAUUGGAGCCCAAACAAACGUCAUAGUUCCUUUACCAACAAAUGGAACAUACCCAACCCUUUCAGAGAGCUUUGUUGGGAAUCCACAGAUCCCAAACCUGCCUCCGUGUGCCUAUCCAUUUCCCAAACACCAAGCUCCAGACUUUCUGAAGUAUCCGUACACGGGAUAUCCAUGUCAUCCCCUAAAUCCAUGGUACCCACCACGGAACCCCAGUGUACCACCCUUGAUUCCGCCGAAUCAAGGAGCGGAAUUUUCUGUACUACCAGGAUUUCCCCCAUAUCCACUUCCACCUGGAAACCUGCUACCCCCAAGUCCACGAUGGCCUGACCGGGAAGUGUCUAUUCCACCUGGAAGUCUGUAUCCCCCACCCACAAUUAAUGGAUGGCCUGCACCACCAGCACCUCCAGUUUGGCUGCCAACUCCCCCUCGAGGAGUACCUGCACCUCCACCUCAAGGACCAGGACAAGGAACAGGACAUGGCCCACCACCCCAAGUUGUAUAUCCACCAGGAUCGCCAAUUCCCCCUCAAGUACCUCCUGCACCUCCACACUUGAUUCCACCUCAAGGACCAGGACAAGGCCCACCAGCCCAAGUUGGUUAUCCACCAGGACCGCCGAUUCCCCCUCCUGGAGUACCUGAACGUGGGAUACAAAAUUCCAAACAUUUCGGUGUAGACCUCUCUAGCUUGCAAAACAUGAACAUACUUCAAGUAUUUCCUGGUUAAUCUUGAGUAGUAAGUAAGAACCAAUGUAAAGUCUUCAAGCUUUUGCCAAAACUUAUCGACUGAAGUUCUGACGUUUAAUAUUUUAAACGAGAAAAUUAAAAAUGAAUUAACUAUUAGA